Molecule: messenger RNA, 4255 nt
Organism: Nymphalis io (European peacock)
Lineage: Eukaryota; Metazoa; Arthropoda; Insecta; Lepidoptera; Nymphalidae
Product: nardilysin-like
Exons: 24
Coding region: 9-3446 (1145 amino acids)
Biological process (GO): proteolysis
Molecular function (GO): metalloendopeptidase activity; metal ion binding
Source: RefSeq, a predicted model, not a curated record
ACCAAUAAAUGUCAAAAUUUUGGUUCACAUUCAUUCAAUUUCAAAUAACUUCUGGUUCUUUACAUACAAAACACACACUGACCAAAAUGUCUAAGAGAAGUAGUUUUCACAGAGCUCCAAAAUUUAAACCUGAAGUAAAAGCCACAAACAACCGACCUAAACACUCGGUUACUAUGUCCAGUAGGAAAGAGAAAGUGCAGGUUCUUCCUGAACCCAUCAAGUCUGUGUCUGAUAAGAAACUUUACAAAACAAUUAGGCUGGAGAAUGGCCUUACAGCAUUGCUCAUAUCAGAUCCAAGUCGGCAAUUUGUUGCCGAUGAAAACACUUCAAGUGAGGAGGAGACAAGUGGUUCUGAUGACAGUUCAGGACAAGAUAGUGAUGGUAGCAAAUCAGCUCAGUCAGCAGCCAGUGAUCAACAUGGCAGCAAAAAGCGAGCAGAGUUUGAUGAGGAAAAACUAGCGGCAUGUGCGCUUUCUGUAGGAGUGGGCAGUUACAGCGACCCUCCCGAAAUUCAAGGUCUCGCUCAUUUCGUUGAACACAUGGUCUUUAUGGGCAGCGAGAAGUAUCCCAAAGAGAACGAGUUUGAUUCUUUCAUUAAGAAAAAAGGCGGCUCGGACAAUGCGUCAACUGACUGCGAAAUUACAACGUUCUACUUCGAGAUUCAAGAGAAGCACCUGCCUCAAGCAAUGGACAUUUUCAGUCAGUUCUUCGUCAGUCCACUGAUGAAGAAGGAGGCCAUGCAGCGGGAACGAGAGGCCAUACAGUCAGAAUUCGCGAUCGCGGCGCCGUCGGACUCGAACCGCAAGGACCAGCUGCUGUCCAGCACGUUCCCGGCCGGCCACCCGGCGCGCACGUUCACGUGGGGCGACGAGCGCAGCCUGCGCGGGCGCGUGGCGGGCGACGAGCGCCUGCACGCCGCCGCGCACGCCUUCCGCGCGCGCCACUACAGCGCGCACCGCAUGACCGUCGCCGUGCAGGCUCGUAUGGAACUAUCAGCUUUGGAACAAUACGUCGUGAAUACAUUCGGACAGAUUCCUACAAACAAAUUGCCGCCCGAUGACUUCACCGAGUUCGCCUUCAAACCAGACAUGGUCACUCCGGAAUUCAAAAGUCUGUACUACAUAAAACCCGUCAGCGAUACGACUGAGGUACAUUUGACGUGGUGCAUGCGUUCGUUAAUCUCCGAGUACGAGUCGAAACCACAUCAGUACAUAUCUUACUUACUGGGCCAUGAGGGCGAGGGCAGCUUACUUUCGUACCUAAAGAACAGAAUUUGGGCGCUUGGUAUAUACACGGGUAAUUCUGAAAGCGGUAUCGACUAUACAUCUAUGUACAGUCUCUUCUCGAUACAGGUUGUGCUCACUAAAGAUGGAUUGGAACACGUUGACGAGGUUCUAGAAGCGAUAUUUUCUUAUAUCAAUAUGUUAAAGAAAAUCGGACCAUCAGAACGUAUAUAUAAGGAAUUAAAAACGAUAGAGGAGACCAGUUUUCGUUUCGAGGCGGAAUCUCAGCCAGCCGACUACGUGGAGGCGUUGGCGGAGAACAUGCAUUUCUUCCCGCCCGAGCACUACAUAUCCGGGGAUAAGUUGUACUACAAGUUCGACCCCAAGAGAAUCACGGAGUUGUUGGACUGUAUGAGUGCGGAUAUGGUCAACAUCAUGAUCCUCUCCAACAAGCACUCCACGCCCAUUCAAUACGACGCUAAGGAGGAAUGGUUCGGCACCGAAUAUAAGAAAAUUGAAAAACCAAAAGAAUGGCUAGAAAAAUGGUUGAACGUUGAACCCUACAAUGAUUUCCACUUACCGGAUAAGAAUAUAUACAUCACCACAAACUUCGACCUCAUCCCCCCCGCGCCACCGUACCUCGAGGUAGCUGAGAAACUGGGGGUAGACCUCAAGAACAGUUCCGUUAAAGAUAUACACAAGAAAGUGUCUUCGAGCGAGAGGGACACGAAAGUAUUGACGCAAGGGGACUUGAUGGCUACCGUUAAUAACUUUAGGUUAGAUCAGCCCAACCUGCUGCGCAAGAACCGUCACAUGGAGCUGUGGUACAAGCCCGACUUCAAGUUCCGCCUGCCGACCGCGCUGCUCUACUUCUACUUCAUCACCCCCCUCAGCCUGCGCUCGCCAAGGGAGGCGUGUCUCAUCGAUCUUUGGACUGAUGUCAUGCAACAAGGACUGAAGGAACAAGUAUACCCGGCGAACAUGGCGGAUCUGGCGCAUUCACUAUACGUUUCCGAUAAAGGGUUCACGUUGAAAGUCAGCGGCUACAAUCAAAAUUUACACCUGCUGGUGUCGCUGGUGGGCCGCUCGCUGCGCGCGGGCGCCACUCUGCCGCCCGCGCUGUUCGCCGCCGUGCGCGACGUGCGCGCGCGCCUGUACCACAACGUGCUCAUCAAGCCGCACAAGCUCGCCAAGGAUAUUCGGAUGAAUGUUUUACUAGAGCCGUAUAUUUCGCCGCGCGAUAAAGUUGCCGUCAUACACAACAUUACGUUGGCGGAUCUUCAAGAUUUCAGCGAAAGAUUACUGGAUAAGUUAUACUUACAGGUGCUGGUACAGGGAAAUAUACCUUGGCACGAGGCUAUCAGAAUAUCAGAAAACUUACUCGAUACAAUUAAAUGGGAACCGUUGGAAGAACAUGAAUUCCCCGAAGUGCGCGUGCACCGCCUGCCGCGCGGCGAGCGGCGCGUGCGCGUGCGCAGCCUGAACGGCGCGUCCACCAACAGCAUCGUCACCAACUACUACCAGGGGGACGCCUCCUCGCCCGAGCACACCGCGGCGCUGGAGGUGCUGAUGAUGCUGAUGGAGGAGCCGGUGUUCGACGUUUUAAGGACCAAGGAGCAACUCGGGUACAGCGUCUUCAGCAUGAUGAGAUACACCUUCGGCGUACUCGGAUUUUCCGUGACGGUUAACACUCAAGUUGAUAAAUUCAGCGUGUCGCACGUGGACCAGCGCAUCGAGGCGUUCCUGAAGAAGUUCGCGCGCGACACGAGGCGAGGCGGAGAGCGAGCCCUGGCGGCGGCCAGACAUGCGCUAACGCAGCUCAAGCACACCACAGACUACGAGCUCAAGGAGGAGGUCGAGAGAAAUUGGCGCGAGAUAAUUAGUCGGGAAUAUCAAUUCCAAAGACUAUUUCUAGAGGCAGAGGCGAUUGAACAAAUUAGACUUGCAGAUGUAAAAAGUUGGAUCGACGACCACUUCGGUAGUGGGAAUAAAUCUCAAUUUAGAAAAUUAUCUAUACAGAUAGUGGGAAAUAAGCCUAAAGAUGACAAUGAAAUAAAUGACGAACAACCGCUGAAUUUAACCCUACAUUAUUUGAAAGGAAACGAAGGUGCUAUGGAGAACUCCGCCGAUGGGAGCGAUGUAGAUUUUAUCGUAGAUAUUGAUCAGUUCAAAAAAGAUUUACCAAUAAUAGAUGUUCCUAAAGUCGAACUAGCUCAAUGUUAAUAUAAUAAGGCCUAAAAGUGACUCACGGUGUUGCUACUUACAUUACAAAUAUAUAUAAAUAUUUAUAUAUUUAACAAAUGACGAAACUUAUUUAUUAUACUGUAUACAUAGUAGUAUGAAAUCCUAUCAUAUAUAUUGUUAUGUACUGUAAUAAAAUAUAACUAUAAAAAGAUGGACUGUUUUAAAGAAAUAUAAAUAAUUUCUCGAAAAUUUAUAAUAAAUUCCUUUGAUAAUUGUCAAUUUUUAUUUUCACGUAUCAAUUUCAGAUCGGUUUGGAUUGUUUUAUUUUUACAAAAUUCGUUAAAAUUCCCGCCAACUUAGUAUUAGUUUAGUCUAAUUUAGAUUGAAACUAAAUUAAUUCGUUUCAUAAUUAAUAAUAAUUAAUGCACAAUUUGAAUUCGUCCGUCCAAAUCUUGCAAGACUGUGCCUUGUCGACGUAGGUAUCGCUGCAGCAUUACAUAGUCCAAAUCCAAGUUGACUAGGUUCUCUCUAUUCUGUGACAACAUCUGAAAUAAACAAACAUGUUUGUUUAUAUUAAAGUUUAUAAUAGAAUUAACAUCUUAUUACUACUGCGAUAGGGUCGAAACACAAAACUGCUAAUUUGCAACAGCUGUGACGCGAAUUACUGCGAUGCGGUUUCGUGCGGCACUUACGAAUCAACGCGCAAGUUCUUACGAUACGUGCGAGCCCGCACAUUUCUGCGUUGCGACGUCGCAUCGCAUUUUUGUGUUUCGGCCCUUAGAACGUAGCUGUUCCAUGUAACGUGAAACUUUAAAAUGCGCAAUAAAAGAAAUAUGUAAACUGCCUAA